AUGUUGGAGCGGUUCGAUUGGAGGGGAGAGGCUCAGUCUGUGCAGUACCCAUUCCGAUUGGGUGGAGAAGAGAGUAACCACGCCCUCUACCUGCCCAAGAGUUCAUCUGAUGGCCUGGACAGUGGCUUGACCACCGGGCCCUCCGGUCUGCCCUUCUCCACUACUGACAGAGAAAACAACCUGCACGCCGAUGUCAACUGUGCCAAGCAACUCUCAGGUGGCUGGUGGUUCAGCAACUGCAGCCAAUCCAACCUGAAUGGCAAGUACCCUAGAAAAACCCACCUCCUUCAAAGGCUACAGCCAAGGAAGCCACUGAUCAUUUGGAAGAGCAAUCAUACCCUGAGGACCACUGUAUUGAAGAUUAUCCCAGCUACAGUCAAGUCAUAG
Messenger RNA from Coregonus clupeaformis (lake whitefish), 387 nucleotides. Its product is annotated as angiopoietin-related protein 4-like. The coding region runs from base 1 to 387 and encodes 128 amino acids. The record is from RefSeq and is a predicted model, not a curated record. Gene Ontology annotation, biological process: triglyceride homeostasis. NCBI's taxonomy places the organism in Eukaryota, Metazoa, Chordata, Actinopteri, Salmoniformes, Salmonidae. The transcript has 2 exons. Gene Ontology annotation, molecular function: enzyme inhibitor activity.